This is a messenger RNA of Lactuca saligna, 627 nucleotides long. The record is from the annotation of a GenBank genome assembly. NCBI's taxonomy places the organism in Eukaryota, Viridiplantae, Streptophyta, Magnoliopsida, Asterales, Asteraceae.
AUGGAACCAACUCAAAAUGAUUUAGAACGACUCAUGAUCUUUGAACAUGCUCGUAUCACCGCAGAAGCUGCAUACGCCAAGAACCCUAACGAUGUCGAUAAUUUGACAAAAUGGGGUGGAGUUCUACUGGAAUUAUCCCAAUUUGGAGACAUCAACGAAUCAAAGAAGAUGAUCAAAGAUGCUGUUUCAAAGCUGGAUGAAGCUCUAUCCAUCAAUCCAGCAAAACAUGAGGCUCUAUGGUGCUUAGGAAACGCUUACACCACUCAAGGAUUUCUAACCCCUGAUCAUGAUGAAGCUCAGAUUCAAUUCGAUCUUGCAGCUGAAUUCUUCCAAAAGGCAGUAGACGAGUGUCCAGGAAACGAACAUUAUCUUCAAUCGUUGGCAAACUCUUCUAAGGCAUCUGAUCUGCACAACGAGAUCCACAAACAAGGAGGAUUUAGUCAAUCUCAACAGUCUUUGGGUGGAGGAUCUACAUCUACUACUACUACUACUACUACAUUUUCAAAUUCAAAGAAAUCCUCAAAGAAGAAGAGCAGUGAUUUAAAGUAUGAUAUAUUUGGGUGGAUAUUCCUUGCAGUUGGGGUUGUUACAUUGAUUGGAAUGGCCAAAUCUAACGUGCCAAAAUAA